GUUACCCAAAUGACAUUUUGUUUUUUCUGAAAUGAAAACGUUGACCACCAAACCAUACGUUUCCGGUGAUUUUUUUCUUUUUGUGGUUUUUUUCAAAUAGUGAUUUGUGUUGUUAGAUGACGGCAAUGAUAACAUUGGUGAUGUGGAAAUAUUCACUUGAGUCACCAUUUGAACAAACAACGAUACAACAAACGGUCAGCAUAACAGACACAACAGCAACGAAGAAAUUGCCACAGUAAUUGAAUAUGAAGAAACAAACAGAAAAAAAUCCACAUAUCCUGUUUGUAUUUUGCAAGCGAACAAAAAAAUAAAAAAUAAAAACCAUAGAAGAAACUUAAUUCAAUUUUUUUUGAAAAAAAUUGAAUUCUUUCAUUUCAUCUUCCCCAGUGAAUAAUCUUUCCAUAGUUUCGAUACUUCUGACAUUGGCCAAAUAAAAACCGGAAAAAAUAUUCUCGUCAUCAUCGUUCAAAGAUUCAUCCCACCUCAUUUUAGUGAAUGAAUGUGAAUAAAUAAAAUAAUAAUUAUGGCAACGUCAUCAUCGACAAUGACAAUUUCUAGUAAUGAUGAAAAUCGUCUAAUCGAAUGGCUUAGAAAUAAUUGUCUAAAAUUAUUAACGACAGCCAAUUUACAACAACAACAACAAGCUCACAAUAAUAAUGAUGAUGAUGAUUUAAUAAAAGAUAAUGAACGGAAGUCCAAUUUAUCAUUAUUGCAUUUAUUAAAUAAUGAUAAUCAACGAAAACGACAGUCAACAACAAUGACGAUGAACGAUGAUAAUGGAUAUGAUACAUUCAACCAUGAUAAUAGAAAUAUUGUUGUAUCACCUGUUAGAUCACAAGAUGAACAACAUCGACAAUUAUCAUCAUCAUCAUCAUCACCGGCAAUUGGCGGAACUGAAUUAAAUCCAUCCGAACGUUUAAUGAUAAUGUCAACAUCAUCAUCAUCGACAAUUAACAAUGAUGUAACAGCUUCUGCAUCAUCACCAUCAAUGAUAAAUUCGAUUGAUGGUAAUGAUCCAAUAUUGAUAACGGCAAUCAAUAAUGGUGAUCAUCAUCAUCAUCAUAAUCACCAUCAUCAACCAUCGAUUGUAGUUGAUACUCAUGCGAUAAUUGAUACGAAUAGUGAAUCUGCUAGAAAUGCCGUGAUAUAUGUUGGCGUAAUAUUAAGUUUUUAUCUAUUGGCCAUACUGACAAUUGCCAUUCAAUAUUACAUAAAACACCAGACAUUAGAUCCAUUCAGUGCCUAUAUUUUUGGUGGUGGUUGUAGUUCAUCAUCAUCAUCGACAUCAACCAAUAGAGAUGGACGUGGUUCGAAUUCAAAAUCAUAUAAUAAACAUCGAGAUCGUCGCAUGAAUUUGAAUUCAAAUUUGAAUAAUAAUCGUAUUAUGACUCAAAAACAACAACGGUCAUCACCAUCAUCGUCAUUAUUGUCACCAUCAUCACAAUCGAUUAUUGGUGCUAGUGGACCCAAUUCAUUGGCAAUUCAAUGUAGACAACAGCCAUUAUCAUUACAACGACCAUUGAAUAAUUCUUUAUCAUCACCACCAUCAUCAUCAAGGUUAAUGUUAUUCGAACAAAUGAUGAUGACACAGCCAAAAGAAGGUGAUGUUUUACAUUCUUCACCAUCAUCAAUGAUUAUCAUUCAUCAUUGUGAUAAUGAUGAUGAUGGAAAUGGUAAUAAUAAUAAUCGACAACGACAAAUUUCAAUCAACAUACAACCGACAAUAAUUUUAUCAAAUGAUUCAAAUCAAAUUGAAAAACAAAACGAUGAUAUUGAUCGACAAGAUGAACACGAAAAAUUAACCAUUGAUGAAAUGGUUAUCGAUGAUUUUGACGAUGAUGAUGAAUCCUGCAUCUAUGCCCAUGAUGAUGAUGAUGAUGACACAACGGAAGACGAUGAUGAUGAUUCCGUUGAGGAAGAUGAACAAACAGAUUCAAAAUUUCGAAUUUUCUCAUCAAAAAAGCCAACUGCAACGACAACAACAACAACGGCCAGUAAUUUGACUGAUAUGAUACAAACAAAGGAUCCAUUGCCGAGUUCAACUAUAACAACAACCACCACCACUACAUCAUCUCGUAGACAAAUUCUUAAGAAUCUUUUCUCAUCAUUCGGUUCACUAGGUUCAUCAUCGACACCAUCACCACCUCCAUCAUCAUCAUCAACAGCAAUGGUGAUUGAUCAUUCAAAUUCAUCAUCAGUGCCUUUAUCAGUGCAAUCAUCAUCAAUAACUGCAGCCACUGCAACAACAACCAAUGUACAGCCAGUUGUAAAAAAAAUUCUAAUUCGAUCCGUAUCAUUACGAACAAAUGACGAUGGAUCAUCUUCAAGCUGUUGUCCAUCAUCAUCAUCCUCAUUAAGAAAUAAUACAAAUUUUCAAUCAAUAACUAGUGGAUCAUCAUCGACCACAACAAUAAUGUCACACCAUGAUCUAAUUUAUGAUGGUUCAUCAUCGGAUAAACUACCGAAACUUGUUCGAUUUCAACAACAACAACAACAACAACAGAAUUCAACAAUAACGUCAAAUCAAUCAUCGUCAUCAUCAUCAUCAUCGAUUGUUAUUGACAAUGGUCAUCAUAAUCAUAAUCGACGAUAUGAAGAGACACAUUUGUAACAAUAAACGUUUGUUCAUCAUCCAUUUAUAUAAAACAAUCGAUAAUUGUUGCAUUUUUAUUCAUUUUUCCUUUCGUAUAUCAUAUUAUCAUAUU
This is a messenger RNA of Dermatophagoides farinae (American house dust mite), 2705 nucleotides long. The record is from RefSeq and is a predicted model, not a curated record. Lineage: Eukaryota; Metazoa; Arthropoda; Arachnida; Sarcoptiformes; Pyroglyphidae.